Messenger RNA from Solenopsis invicta (red fire ant), 4176 nucleotides. Its product is annotated as leucine--tRNA ligase, cytoplasmic. Gene Ontology annotation, molecular function: aminoacyl-tRNA deacylase activity; leucine-tRNA ligase activity; ATP binding. The coding region runs from base 272 to 3859 and encodes 1195 amino acids. Gene Ontology annotation, biological process: leucyl-tRNA aminoacylation. The record is from RefSeq and is a predicted model, not a curated record. Lineage: Eukaryota; Metazoa; Arthropoda; Insecta; Hymenoptera; Formicidae. The transcript has 16 exons.
UCUGGCAUUCCAGCAUUCCAGCUUUGGCUGUGUUCCGAUAUUAACUGCCAGUACUGAAAAUGUAUAGUAUAUGUGGCGUGAACUAUAAAUUUUCAGUACUGCCAGUAAAAACAGAACACAGCCUUUAUGUAAACCCGAAUAUAACCGAACGUUGCGGAAAUAGCCGAAGAGCUAGUAGUCCCUCCUUCCCACUAAUCUCAGCUACCCUCAUAAAAAGGUUCUGUCUGGUUCUGUCUACCUUAGUCUAUGGUCAAGACCACAUGAUUCCUGAAUGAUGCAAUAUAUAAUAAAUAGUGCUGUUUGUAAUAAAAUUAAUAUGGCAAAAGAAAAGGCAAAAAGAAAAGGAACUUACAAAGUUGAAUAUCUUCAAGAAAUUGAGAGAAAGGUGCAACCGAAAUGGGAAGCUGCAAAAAAAUUCCAUGUGGAUGCACCUGAUCAAGAUACGAGAUCACCGAAUGAAAAAUAUUUUGCAACUUUUCCAUUUCCUUACAUGAAUGGACCUCUUCAUCUUGGACAUGGUUGCACGCUAUUUAAGUGUGAGUUUGCUACUCGAUACAAUCGUCACUUAGGAAAGAAAGUACUCUUUCCCAUGGGCUUGCACGGCUCAGGUAUGCCCAUUAAAACUAGUGCUGAUAAAUUAAAAAGCGAACGGGCGAUGUAUGGUUAUCCACCUAAGUUUCCUGAAAUCGAGAUAGUGGAAGAAAAAGUAGAUGACGUGAUAAAGGAUAAGAGCAAAGGCAAAAAGAGUAAGGCAGUUGCUAAAGCCGGUUUAGCUAAACAUCAGUGGCAAAUUAUGCAGUCUCUUGGUUUAAAAGACGAGGAAAUUCAGCAGUUUACCGACGCUGCACAUUGGUUGGAAUAUUUCCCAUCGCUUGCUGUCCAAGAUUUAAAAUCUAUUGGUCUUCAUGUGGACUGGCGAAGAACUUUUAUUACAACGGAUGCAAAUCCAUUUUAUGAUUCUUUUGUACGCUGGCAGUUCCAUCAUUUGAAAUCUAGGAACAAAAUCAAAUAUGGAAAGAGGUACACUAUUUAUUCACCAAAAGAUGGUCAACCUUGCAUGGAUCACGAUAGAUCCUUUGGUGAAGGUGUUGGACCGCAGGAAUAUACAUUGAUCAAAAUGAAAGUUCGAUAUCCUCAGAAAAUUAAGAAUUUUAAUAUAAGUCAGUUCAAAGAUAAGUCGGUUUACCUCGUAGCUGCAACUUUAAGACCAGAGACAAUGUACGGUCAAACAAACUGUUGGGUUCAUCCUGACAUGGAUUAUAUCGCAUAUAAGUUAGCAUGCGGGGAUAUUUAUAUUUCUACGGAACGUGCAGCGAGGAAUAUGUCCUAUCAAGGUUUCUUUGAAACAGAAGGAAGAAUAGAUGUUGUGCAAAAGUUCAAGGGUGAAGACUUACUAAGGCUGGAAUUGGAAGCUCCUCUCACGUCUAAUAAAGUGAUAUAUACGUGCCCUAUGUUGACAAUACAAGAAGACAAAGGUACUGGUAUCGUGACUUCCGUCCCUAGUGAUUCUCCUGAUGAUUAUGCUGCAUUAGUGGAUCUAAAAAAAAAACCACAACUUAGAGAGAAAUACGGAAUCACCGAGGAAAUGGUGUUGCCGUAUAAUCCAAUUCCAAUCAUCGAAGUUCCAGAUUUUGGCAAUUUAGCAGCAGUAACGUUAUAUAAUCAAUUAAAGAUUCAAUCCCAAAAUGAUAAAGCUAAACUUACAGAAGCAAAGGAAAUAGCAUACUCGAAAGGAUUUUACGAUGGUGUACUGUUAAUAGGUCCAUAUAAGGGCAAGAAGAUACAAGAGGUUAAGAAACUAAUUCAAAAAGAAAUGAUUAAUAGUGGUGAAGCAGUGAUUUAUUAUGAACCAGAAAAAACUAUUAUUUCAAGAUCAAAUGAUGAAUGUGUAGUAGCCUUAUGUAAUCAAUGGUAUUUAGAUUACGGUGAAGAAAACUGGAAGAAGGAAACGCUUGAGGCUUUAAAGAAUGUAAAUACAUUCCAUGAGGAAGUUAGAAAGAAUUUCCUUGCUUGCUUUGACUGGUUACAUGAACACGCAUGUUCAAGAACAUAUGGACUUGGCACUAAAUUGCCAUGGGAUGAAAGUUGGUUAAUAGAAUCUCUAUCAGAUUCUACUAUUUACAUGGCUUAUUAUACAAUAGCGCAUUUUUUGCAAGGGGAAUCCUUUAAAGGAGAUAAACCUAAUGCAUAUGGAAUAAGAGCCUGUGAUAUGACUCCGGAAGUAUGGGACUAUAUCUUCUUUAAAGACGCUAUACCGCCUAAGACAAAUAUAGAUAGAGCAAUUCUAGAUCGGAUGAAACACGAAUUUCAGUAUUGGUAUCCUGUAGAUUUAAGGGUUUCAGGAAAAGAUCUGAUACAAAAUCAUCUUACAUAUUACCUUUACAACCAUACAGCGAUAUGGCCAAAUCAGCCUGAACUCUGGCCGCAAGGGAUCAGAGCAAAUGGUCAUCUUCUUCUGAAUUCAGCGAAGAUGUCCAAGUCUGAGGGCAACUUUUUAACACUUGCUGAAGCUGUGAAAAAAUUCUCAGCUGAUGGUACGCGUCUCUGUCUAGCUGAUGCCGGUGAUUCGAUAGAAGAUGCCAAUUUUGUUGAAAGUACAGCCGAGGCAGGAAUCCAUAGACUGUAUAAUUUUGUAGAAUGGGUUCGAGAUACUCUGAAUAAAGAUGCACUGAAUGAAGAUGUACAGGAAUAUAAAUUCCAUGAUAAAGUUUUUGAAAGUGAAAUAAAUUUGAAAAUACGAGAAACUGGUGAAUAUUAUUCAAAAAUGCUGUACAAAGAAGCAUUGCGGACAGGAUUUUACGAACUUCUAGCUGCAAGAGAUAAAUAUUUGCAAUUAACUUCAACGGUUAAUCCGAAUCUAAUUAAGAAGUAUAUAGAAAUUCAAAUAAUUCUUCUAUCUCCCAUUUGCCCACAUAUUUGCGAAUAUAUAUGGGGAGACUUACUUAAAAAAGAUGGCUUUAUACUAGAUGCAACGUGGCCUGUAGUAGGAACAGUAGAUGAAAUUUUAAUAAAAUCUUCUCAAUAUCUAAUGGAUGCUGCUCAUACAUUUAGAAUUCAUCUAAAAAGUUACAUGCAAAAGUUAUCGAAGAAUGCAAAGAACGAUAUAAGAAAACCUACGCAAGGAAUCAUCUGGGUGGCUAAGACUUAUCCUCCUUGGCAAAGUGUCAUCCUUACAACGAUGAAGGAAAUGUACUGCGAAAAUGGAAAUAAAUUACCGGAUAAUAAAACACUCUCUACUGUAUUGUACAGCAAAGUUGAGUUGAAAAAAUAUAUGAAAAGAGUAAUGCCAUUUGUGCAAUUCGUUAAGGAAAAAAUGGAAACCGGUGGUCUCAGUGCGCUGAAUCUGACCCUUGAUUUUGACGAAUUUGCUGUACUCGAGAACAACAAAGAGUAUCUCCAAAAAACAUUAAACCUUCGAGAUAUUGAGAUUAAAUAUACGGAUGAAGCUCCAGAAAAGACGAAAGAAGAAUGUUGUCCAGGCGCUCCGUACAUAGACUUUUCUAUAAAGUCAAUUACACUUGAUAUUAUUAAUACGCAAAUAUGUAACGGCUUAUUUCAAGUAUCUAUGGAAAUUUCGAUUGUAACUGAAACUGCAGAUAUUGUAUCCUACAUUGUAAAACAACACAAGUCUAUAAAAGAUUUUUCAGAUCCUGCUUCGAUCGUGUUGUAUCGGUAUAAUGAUCCGAACAUGGGACCCAGAACUAAACCAGGAAACAUUUUAAAAGAAACAACUAAGAUUCCACCAGAUUCUAUAUUUAAGCCAAAUCUAGAAACAAAAAACGUUGAAAUUAGUGUUGCAGGUAAAACAUAUGAAAUAGGCGGCCGUUUGAUAUAUAUCGAUAAAUCUCUGGAAAAAUAAACGAUAUAUUUGAUCUGAGCCAUGAAACAUUUUAUUAUUAAGUAUACAAUCAUUAUUUUUGAAAUAAUUAAAGAAUGAUGGCGAUGGUGUAGUGAAACCAGAGGUGGAACCAGAGAGGAACCCUCUGGCGUCGUACUACACAUGCAUUCACUUGUAAGCGUAGUCGCUUACACACACACACACACACACGCACACACACACACACACACACACAUGCGUGUGCGCGCGUGCCUUUGCGUAGCUUUAAGUCAUACUUGUAUACUCGCGUAUUUUGUACUAAUUUGUUUAAUUAAUAAAUUUAUCUGUAGCUUUCUAAA